AAGGAUCGGAGAGAAGGUGAUCGUUCAUUCGGAUUAGACAAAAAGGAUUGAAACUAAACGUCACAUUUCUUAAGCCAUACAUUACUCAGUAUGGCAACUCCCACAUCCAGGGCACAGGAGCUCAUUACCUGCGACUUUUGUCGUACGCCUGCUCGGCACUUCUGUAAUAGCUGUCAAGUGAGACUAUGCGUGAACUGCGUCAGUAAACAUGUAGACAACCCCAGGCCUCAGCGACACGACAUUGUUCAUUUCACCAAUAGAAAGAUACAGCCAGUGUUUCCCGAGUGCAAAUGCCAUCCAAAUCAGAGCUGUGAUGCUCACUGCCAACAAUGUAAUGUCAAUGUUUGUCUGAAGUGUAUACUUAGUUCCCAUAAUGGGCACAAGAUAAAAGAAAUGCUUACAAUUUUCAAUGAAAAGAGCAGGGAAAUCGAAAAAGAAAACAUAGAAAUUGAAUCAGCUAUUAUCCCCAAGUACAACAAGAAAUUAAAAGAUACAGAGAGUGAAAUCUCUAAAGCAAAAUUCAAAUUUGAAGAACUGGAAAAAAUAAAAGAGAAGCACAGAAAACAAUGGCAUCAAGAAGUAGACAGUAUUUUCAACAAGUUGGGUUCUUUAAUGAUGUCUAUGAAAGAAGAUUUUCUCACUACUCUAAAAUCUCACCAAUCCAAGUUAGAAAAUCUUAUUUCAGAUAUGAUUCAAACACUUGCUCAAAACAAGGAUAUCCUAAAGACUAACAAAGUGUCUGAAGUCAGUGACUACAAAUCCAAACUGAAGGAAUACAGAGACAUACCUACUGAUAUCGAUGUCAAAACUCCUUCAAUGUAUACAAGAACAGACCAAGGAAAAGAGCUUGGGAUAGAACUAGGAGAAUAUCAGGCUACACUUACACAAUCAGAGAUAUCCAGUCUGACAGAUGAAGUCUCGUUUCUGUCUAUGAGAGAGUUAUUAGACAAAGCCAGAGUGAUUGCCACAAUUCCUACUGCAGUUGUUCCUCUAUGGAGAGUUGCCUGUGGGAAGACAGAUGAUGCCUGGGUUAGUGGUGCUGAUAAAUUGAUAAUACGUAUUGACAUGCACGGGUCUCGUCAGGAAUCCGUCUACACCAGGUGUCUAUACUGUCCUGGUGGCAUUUCUCUAACCAAACAGGGAGAACUGAUAUACAGUGAUCAUGGAAAUAAAUCUGUGAAUAUUGUCAGAGGUGGAAGGAUAGAAAUCUUAUUCACUCCACCAGAUGACUGGAUACCAUGGGGCGUAUGCUGCACCAGGUCUGGGGACAUCCUUGUCAACGUGUAUAGAAACAGUAAAAACAAAAUUAUAUGUUACGACGGGAUAACGAUGAACACUAUGAAAGAAAUAGCCGAAGAUGAACAAGGAAAUCAAAUCUUUAAAAACGGACGUUUUUCACUCUUUUUGGUAGAAAAUGUCAAUGGAGACAUCUGUGUGUCUGAUCCAAAUGCUAAGAUCCUGCUUGUUUUGGACAAGAGAGGAAGAGUCAAGUUCCGAUAUGAUGGUACCCCAGCAGCCAGGCAAAAAAAGUUAUUUAAUCCAACUCAGAUAGCAACAGACUCUAUGAGGCAGAUCAUUGUGAUAGAUUUUAACAAUUCCUGUCUGCAUAUUCUUGAUCAAAAUGGUCAAUUUCUGAGGUGUGUUGACAAUUGCGGACUGUGUAAGCCUAUUGGAUUGAGUGUGGACAUUGAGGGGAGGUUGUGGGUAGGGUUACACGAUACAGGAGAGGUGAAGAUCAUCCAGUACAUGAUAUAA
Messenger RNA from Saccostrea cuccullata (small rock oyster), 1755 nucleotides. RefSeq lists its product as uncharacterized. Bases 91 to 1755 code for a protein of 554 amino acids. The record is from RefSeq and is a predicted model, not a curated record. Gene Ontology annotation, molecular function: zinc ion binding; ubiquitin protein ligase activity. Lineage: Eukaryota; Metazoa; Mollusca; Bivalvia; Ostreida; Ostreidae. The transcript is spliced from 2 exons.